Alternaria arborescens is the source of this 831-nucleotide messenger RNA. RefSeq lists its product as hypothetical. Lineage: Eukaryota; Fungi; Ascomycota; Dothideomycetes; Pleosporales; Pleosporaceae. The coding region runs from base 1 to 831 and encodes 276 amino acids. The transcript has a single exon. The record is from RefSeq and is a predicted model, not a curated record.
AUGUUUCUCAAACAGCAAGCGGCACUUCUGGCAGGUCUGCUUCCACUAGCAAGUGCAUACCGACUUGUGUUCUAUACUGGCUUCGAUUGCAAUGGCGAAAGGCUCCGAGCUCGACAAGCAGUUCAAGACGGCACUUGCUACGACCCUAGCCCUCUAGGUUCGCAAACCAGCUCCGUCCUAAUCGUUGCUGAGGACGGCGACGAUCCCCUGUCGACAGUGGUGUUCUUUCCAAAUGAUGUUGACUGCGCUCUCGGCGAGGCCAUCUCGACUGGCAAUACCGGCUGCGUCAACGUCUACCAGGGAGACUCGUUUGGAGGAUUCACUGUCAUCAGUGGAGAAACUAAGCGAAGAGAAGUUCAAGAAGAAGCCCCCAUCUCUGCCAUAGGCAUCACUCAUGGCGACUUCUUCGAGAUGGAUGGCGAACUAUGGCGCUGGAACCAGAUUGCCCAGGAUACCUUCUCUGGUGUUAAACCUGAGGAUUGGUCCGGCACCGCUCGCCUUGCUAACUUUGCGCCUCUUGAGUAUGGCAGAGACUUCCCUUUCAACUUCACUCAAUACGAUCUUGAGAAUCCGUCGUCGUCCAUGAUGGAACGCGCUGUCACCGCCGCUUCCGGGCUGGAUGCAGACUCUACUCCGAACUCUCUCCGUGAGGCAGAAGAGCUGUUCGAGCGUCAAGACGUCUGCCGGAGAAUCCGUGAAUGCGUCUAUGGUUUCCCUAUCCUGGCCAACUACUACUUCCCUGAGCAAACCGAACGCCGUCAAUCAGAUCAAUGCCGCAAAGCCAGCAGCGGAGAGCAUCUGGAACUUCCUAAAGAAUCCAUACGUUUCUAG